AUGGAGAGGUACUUUCGGUAUAAGGCAGCUGGUGACCAGUUCACUGGUCGAUGUGUGGCUGGACUACCACUGAACAGCGCUGACUUUGCUAUCCUGCUCCACAUUUUUCGGCUCAUUUUGGCGAGUUUGGUGUAUCACCGAAAUGUUUUGAUUGGGUCCUUGCCUCCUCACCAAGCCCUGCUCUCCACAUCGCUGUUUACGAACCCAGACCUGUUUGCCAGUCUUACUACCAUUGUGUUAUCGGACUCAACAUCAUUAUGCUUGCGUGCCAGCGGAAUCCCUCCUUAUGUUGAAUUGUACAGGAAAUUGGAAGAAAAAGAGGUGAUUUUGACAUCCAUGCCUGCCAAGAUUUUGGACGGUGUGCGGGGUAUUGCCGAGGACCAUGGUGUGGCAGCUGGCAACAUUGCACGAUUGGUUCUAGAGUCGUCUAUUGUCAGUGCCUUGUCGUCCAUCCAACAGUCAAAUGACACCAUGUCCCCCGCACAACAACUGCCAAUUGAUUCGCAGCCUCUGGGGUAUGAGCCAUUUCACUGGGGCGGCAAAUUCCACAAGCUACCCGAGAAUUUUGUGUUUCCUAGUGUCGAUGCUGCAACAGCAUGGAAAUUAUGGUGGCGUGGAAAUAUUCGCGAAAAAGUCAUGCCGUAUCGAAGGAUUGAUACCCAAGAUUUGGCCACCCGAGCUGCGAGAAACAUGUUUUACGAGUGGAAGUUUGUCCUCGAGAAACUAACGGACCAUUUUGUGUCAGUAUCAGGUCGGAACAUGGCCCUCAACCCCUCAGAGCAAGAGGUCUCCACGUCAUUCGACACGGCGCGCGGCCUUUUCGACCAACUCUGCGGUGAAACAUCAGCGAAACGUGUGCGAUGUGACGGGCAGCUCAAGAUGACGACGCUUGUCCGUCUUCUCCGCCAACUCGAGCCUUCCAAGACGCCUCGGGUCUUCAAGAAGCGCAAACGCUCGGAGCAGCGAGCAGGCAGCCAGUGGACGACCAUGCUCUGA
Molecule: messenger RNA, 996 nt
Organism: Aphanomyces astaci
Lineage: Eukaryota; Oomycota; Saprolegniomycetes; Saprolegniales; Verrucalvaceae
Exons: 2
Coding region: 1-996 (331 amino acids)
Source: RefSeq, a predicted model, not a curated record